This is a messenger RNA of Seriola dumerili (greater amberjack), 4146 nucleotides long. Its product is annotated as probable ribonuclease ZC3H12C. NCBI's taxonomy places the organism in Eukaryota, Metazoa, Chordata, Actinopteri, Carangiformes, Carangidae. Gene Ontology annotation, cellular component: nucleus; cytoplasmic ribonucleoprotein granule. The transcript has 6 exons. Gene Ontology annotation, molecular function: metal ion binding; RNA endonuclease activity; mRNA binding. The record is from RefSeq and is a predicted model, not a curated record. The coding region runs from base 149 to 3073 and encodes 974 amino acids.
UGAUGGGAACAUUUGCCUUGGUAUUUUUUUUUUUGCGUCUCAGAGCUGAACGUGCGGCUCCGGCGGCGGCCCUGACCAGGCACCAAUGAGUCGAGCUUUGUGAGAGGGCAGCAGUCAGCCCGGUGUGCUGGAUGUCUGUGACAGAUCCAUGGGUCAGAAGGACCAUGUGGAGGCAGGAGCUGGCCACAUCCUCGACCUGGGGCUGGAUUUGGAGUAUCUCCACGUAGCAGGGGCUGACCGGCAGGCUGGCGGCGCUGACGGGCCCCCUGCUAUGGAGGAGCAGGGGGAAAGCUCCUGUAACCGCAGCACCGCCGAUUCCCCUCCGCCGGCUGCGGUGGAGGAAAAUGCCGGACCCGACGCCGAGAGCAAGCUGGCGCCGUCUCCCGGCUCUGCCCUCGCUGCCGGGCCGGAAGGAGGAGAGGGAGGAUCAACUCACAGUAAGAACACCCACCAGCCGCUUUGUCGGACCCAGUGUGUGGACUUAGGCACCGAGGGGCCUCCUGAGCUCCCAUCUGAACUCUUAUCAGAGCUUGAAUACGACACUCCUGCUCAGUCCCCACCCAGCUCCCCCUGUAAAAACCCACCCGAGCUGCCGUCCCAUCCCUCCGAAUCAGAGCCAGCGUCCGAGGCUGGCGGGAAGGAGUACCAGGCCAAGCUGGAGUUUGCCCUGAAGCUGGGCUACUCUGAGGAGAUAGUGCGACUGGUGCUGUCCAAGCUGGGCCCUGACACCCUCAUCAAUGACAUACUGGGAGAGCUGGUCAAACUGGGCACCAAGUCAGACAGCGAGCAGCCGGCUGGAUCAUUAGCCUCUACCUCCUCCUCUUCAUCCUCCUCUUCAUCUUGUGGUUGCUCUGAUUUGCUGGACGGCCAGAGGUCGGACUCGCCCUGUCCGUCAGACUCUCUGUGUGACCAGGACAACCUGCGUCCGAUUGUGGUGGACGGCAGUAAUGUAGCCAUGAGUCAUGGCAACAAGGAAGUGUUUUCGUGCCAGGGCAUCCAGCUGGCUGUUGAUUGGUUCCUAGAGCGAGGCCAUCAUGACAUCACAGUGUUUGUGCCUGCCUGGAGGAAAGAGCAGUCCCGCCCUGAUGCCCCGAUAACAGAUCAGGAGAUCUUGCGUCGCCUAGAGAAAGAAAAGAUCUUAGUCUUCACUCCCUCACGACGCGUCCAAGGUCGGCGCGUGGUCUGCUAUGACGACCGCUUCAUCGUCAAGCUGGCCUAUGAGUCAGACGGCAUCAUCGUCUCCAACGACAACUACAGAGACCUGGCUAAUGAGAAGCCUGAGUGGAAGAAGUUCAUUGACGAGCGGCUGCUCAUGUACUCCUUUGUCAACGACAAAUUCAUGCCCCCAGAUGACCCUCUUGGUCGUCACGGCCCCAGCUUAGACAACUUCCUGAGGAAAAGACCUGUCAUGCCUGAGCAGAAGAAACAGCCGUGUCCUUACGGAAAGAAGUGCACUUACGGUCACAAGUGUAAGUACUACCACCCAGAGAGAGGGGCUCAGCCUCAGCGUGCCGUGGCUGAUGAGCUGCGAGCCAGCGCCAAGACCUGUGUGACCACAAAGAACCAGGGAGACACUGGGCUGGUGAAGAGCCACAGUGUGCCAGCUGGAAGCAUCGAGGCAAAAAAAGGUGCCCCGAAAAGGCAGUCAGACCCCAGCAUCCGAGCUCUGUCGUACAGUGACGCUGAGGAGAAGCUGCUGGCAAAAGGGCGGGUGGAGAGCCAAAAGAGCAGUUUGUGUGGUGCUGGUAGCAGCAGCAGUAGCAGUUCUAGCAGCAACAGCAGUAAUUGCAGUGGGAGUAUCACCAUGUCCCCGGCCCCAGGAGGCCCUCCAUCCAGCCUUAGCCUUCCCCAGGACCAACAGUCCAGAGCAGCCACUCCUCACGGCCUCCUUCCAGCCCCCAGCCAUGACCUUUACCCUCACUGUGAGUCCCCCGACCUGAGCUACUACUCAGUAACACGUGCCUACUCUGGCCUGAGCCUGUCCUCCAGACGGAGCCCCGACUGUCGCUUCCCCAACGACACAGACCUGCGGUUGGGCUCGAUGGGCUCAGCAGGCUCCGAAUGCGGCAGCGAAAGCAGCGCGAGUUGUGGGAGCAGCUGUGACUCGUACAGCGAGAGGCCUUGUCCCGGAUGCCCCCCAGACACCUUACUGGAAGACAGCAUGCAUUUCAAUAAUCCCCACAGUCGGCUGUAUCCCCACCAUUCUUCAUCAAACCACGAACUCUGUGGCCUUCAUCCUGCCGAUUACACAAAUAUCCAGCACAGCCACACGUCUAACACCAGCGUUCACAGUUACCACAUGAGUGUGACACGUGGGCAGAGCUGUGCUCAUGAUCAGCCUCCACCAGAGGCUCCCUCCAAGCGCCCCCUCUACCCCUUACCCCCUCAUCUGCAGCACCAGCCGCUGACCGCACGCUCCAGCUGCCCGGGCGACUACCACUCUCUGCCCCAGUCCAACCCCCACGCCCCCGGUUCUCCUCUUGGCCGCUGCCUGGCCCCCACGCGAGCAGAGAGCGUGUCAGACUCACAUCUGUAUGAGCACCUCUCUACGUCGCACCAUCACCACCGACCAAAAGCUCUGCCCAGCUGGGACACAUACUACAGACAGCCGCCGCUGCCACCAUCCAGGUAUGAACCGUCUGCCUAUCAGAGUCUGCCAGACACACGCCAGUCCUCCUGGCACACCCUUCCCUGGUCACAGGAUGGCUACACCCAGCACCACUCCUCUCACCCAGCUCUCCACCCGUCCCCGACACAUUACCUAAACCACCCACCACCUCCCACCCACUCUCCUCACCCACCUCAUCCAUCCAGCACUCCUCUGCCGGCUUACCCGCCUCACAGCACUCACCUCGCAGUGCCCUCCCACGCACCUUCCUCCUACAUGCCGCAGCACUCUGAAUCCCCUGCACAUGGCCACUAUGGCGACGUGAGGGAGAAAGUGUACGUCAACCUGUGCAACAUCUUUCCCUCUGAGCUGGUGAGUCGGGUGAUGGCCAGGAGCCCCCACAACACAGACCCCCAGCAGCUGGCAGCCGCCAUCCUGGCAGAGAAGGCACAAACAGGCUACUGAGGAAUCCAAAUGUGGUUAGAAAACAAUAGAGGUUCUGCAUUCUGAGUAGAAAUUUGAAGACACAAACUAAGCGGUUGGUAUCUGCAGACAAACAGGAAUCUGCCAUUGCAACACUUGACAGUUGGGUCUGCAUGGCGGAGUACUGGAAUUCUUUUGGAUUGUCUGCAAGGAGAGCAUUUCCUUUCUUAUGACAUUAAAUGAGACAAUGCAGAAUUUUCAAGGAUAUAAAAUGCUGAAGAUAAUCCAAAUCCAGCUCUAGUCACUGUGCAGCGACAACUACAUCAACUCAACGCGUGGGGAGAGGGAGUCGAAAUCUGUGACUUUGACACAAAGUGUGACUUGAAAAGAUUGUUCUACACCUGCUCUUUGUUUUUUAAAUUCAUUUCGUAGCUUAAUAUGUGUGUCUUUCACAUGCAAGACUCAUUAUGCAUCAAAAUGUUAAGGCACUUUUUUUAUUUUACAGCCCAAUCACGACCUAAUGAAUUGGUUUUACACACAUCAAAUGUGACCGAUAUGAAGGAUUAGUUGAUCAUUUCCACCACCUUUAUGACCAGAUUCUGAGUUUUAGAGAAUACGCAUACACACCGUGUGCACUGUACUUACUCUCAGACCUGAGUCAAGCAGUGUUUGAAAAUGUUUUCUUGCACGUGUGUAGCGCCAGAUUGAUAGGAGUGUCAGUCGCAGAUAAGUAUUCAAACUUAAUUUCACAUAUUUUCCCGUGAGGUGGCAAAUCCUCAUCUGGUACACAUGACUGUUUCAAACGACUAUUUGACCAAGGUCUGUGUAUAAUAUUAAUCUCUUUGUGUGUGUGUGUGUGUGUUUGUGUGUGUGUGUGUGUGUGUGUGUGUGUGUGUGUGUGUUGUGCGGCCGUUGUGUGGGGUUCUUCUCCAUGUUGGUUAAAAAAUAGGUGUCUGAAAGAUGGUCGUCUCAUUUGAGAUGACGUCAGUAUUUUGGUCAGAGUUGUAGCUGUAGAGAUGGGUGACCCUGUCGUGUGUACCUUAGUUUUAGUAAGGGACAUCUCUCUCUCUAUCUUUCUCUAACUCUUUCUCUAACUCUUUCUUUCUCUCUCUCUC